AGAAUUUUUAUGUCUGGGAGAAAAUGUAGAUUUACUGAAGUUCAAAUGCUCUUCCGGAUAGGAUUCAUAAAUAAUUUAUUCAUUUAAUCGUCUUGGACACGAACCAUCUUUUAAAAGAUUUUAGGUACAGAAAUAAGCAUAAAUGGCAGAAAAUUUCAGUUUUGAAAGGGUAGAAGAGGAUAAUGUUGAUGAAACUUCAGUACAAUUGGCUACACAAGCUUUACAGAAUCAAGAAAGACUUUUAUUACAUCUAAAAACAACAAACCAGACUCAUACAAACAUAUUUCCUAAAGUUCACACAGCUUUAGAUAGUUUGAGAGAUAUUAAAUCAGAAGUGGAAGGAAGUCAUCAUGAUUAUGUUCCCACCUCUAUUAAUGAAGGACCUAUUCAAGAAUUAAAACAACUGACAUUGAUGCAUGUACCUAGCUCAUUAGAUGAUAAAUCAAAACAACAGUUUCAAACACUUAUUACAGAUCUCAUGAAAGACCAAUGUAUUAAAGUAUUAGCAAGUUUAUUAGUAACAUGUCCAUGGUAUGAGGCAAGUCAGAAAGAACGUGGUGAAAAGGCUAGACAUAAUGUAUUAUUAAUUAUAUAUCUAUGUUACGAUCACCAGGCUAUUACACCAGCUAAUUUACAUAAUCAAAAACAAGGAGAAAUCAUUGAUAAGGGUUGGUGUUGUGUUGUAGAGUUAUCUCAUCUCAGUAGAUUUAUAGUCAAUGGUAGAACACGGUAUAUAGAAGCACUAUAUCAUAGUACCGAAACUUGUAUUUAUCAAAGUCCGGAAUGGAUAGAAUUAAAGGAAUUAUUGAGAUCAUAUCAAAUGAUGGGUUUAAAAGGGUUUAUAGAAUCUAGUAUUGGUCAAGCUAUUGGUGGCGUUGCUAAGAAAAAGAAAAAUGGUGGAAUGAAAAUGAAGGAUGGGGCAACAUUUUUUGAACUUUGUGAAUCAUUCAGAUUAUUGAAUAAUCUAUAUAAUUAUACUCAAGGUCGAUCUACAGUUAAAACUAUCAAUAAAUCAGAUUUACCUAAAGUAGCUCAAACUGCUUUAUCUAAAUUAGUUGGUUUAUAUCAGAAUCCAGAUGGUACAAAACAGGGUUUAUUUGAGUUAUUAAUGACUUGGAAACAAGAUAUACAAGAAGAUCUAAAAGAAAAGUUAUGUUAUACUAGUAUAGCUGAAGUUGAAACUAUAGUUUCUAGUUGGAAGAAAAAAACCCGACUGCAAGGAAGGGAUCUUAUACCUUUUACAUAUAUUGAAGAUGAUGGUAGUAAGCUAUUAAAAUUAAUGGAAACUAUUGGUGGACCAGUUAUAAAACUACAACCAGAACAAAUAUUAUUAAUAGCUCGAGCAGGAAGUCAUAUGUAUGGAUUGUCUACCCCUGAUAGUGAUAUAGAUUAUGUUGUUGUUUAUAGGGAAAUGACUGAGAAAGUUUUAGGAGCAUGCAAGAAAAUUCCAGAAUGUUUUGAAAAUCGUGGACCAUCAAAGAAAUUUGAAUAUGGGGCAUAUGAGGCGAGGUUAUUUUGUGAAAUGGUUUUAAAAGGAAGUGUAGUUAUAUUAGAGUUAAUAUUUGCUGAUGGACAUGAAUAUGCUAGUCCUGCUUGGGAGGCAUUGUGCAGUUAUAAAGAUAAGUUUAUUACUGAACGAGGUAUACAUCAAUAUAUUGGAUUAAUCAGGAAUAAUUUUAAUAUGAUAGAGAGUAAGAAAUAUAUUAAUAGUGGAAGAGAUAGGAAAUUGUUUUAUCAGAUAUUUCAUAAAAUAGACAGCGUAGAAUAUUUGAUUCAAGAUCAACCACCUCCAAUUAAAUGUCAAGGUCAAAUCAAAGAAUUCAUAUUGAAGAUUAGAAAAGAUCCAUUAGAGGGAGAAAUUUCCAGAGAAAACCUGAUAAUAGAAGCUCAAAGAAGAUUUGAUAAUUUAAAUAAAGCUUUAGUAGACCGAGAUACUCGAUUAAAAGAAAAUACAGAUUUUAGGUUUUUAGCUAAUUGGUUAAAAGGUGUAAGAGGAAUACCAAGUUAAUGAAUAUCCUUAUAAAGUGUUUGUUAUUUUAAGGUGUUUAAUUGGAUAACAAACUGAAAGAUACUUGAUAACAGAAUAACAAAAAAAUGUUAAAGAGGAGGCUUUUCAUUAUCUAAUUUGUGUCUGAACUAAUUUUUUAGCCAAUUAUUUAGAUAUUUAUUAGAUUUAGCUUAAAACUAAAUGAAUGUCAUCAAAAAACAUAAGGACACGUUUCUUUAAAAAUCGAGCAGUUUCACUAACAUCUGAAUGAUCUACAGAAUAUUACUCCAACUAGAGGAGACAUUUUAUAUAUAAUACUUUCCUUUUCAGAUAUUUCAUAAUAUGACACAAUUACCAUUUUAACCAAGCAAGAUUUCUUUUAUCUCUGAUUUCGAAAUACUUAAGUCUUUAGUCAGUUAAAAAACACAUUCUUAUAUAUUACUGUAAGAUCUCAUAGAAUCUUUUGAUGGUUCUAAUGCUGAGGCCUUGCUUUGUUCUAGUGUAUGUUGCCAAAUGUUCCUGAAACAAAGUACUAGAUAUUGUUCUUUUGGAUUUAAUUUUAUGUAUUCUACCUAUGACCAAUAUGAAACCUACACAUCUUAGAGAAUGAAUAAUGGCAAUUUUGAUAGGAUUCAAUCUUUUUCCCACCAUGCUUGUUAUCCUUGAUCUCCACAUUGUUAGUGAACGGGGAAAAUAGUAGUUUUAAAAGUAUAUAGUCAGAAUAAAGUAAAUAUCUAGGUGACUUUAUCACUUUAAAAUUUGAUUUAUUAUGAAAUCAUUUCUUCAAUUAUUUAUUAUCAUUUUAAUUUUUUUUUAACAAUUUAUUUUAUUGUGUAUUUGUGAACUGUUUAUGUUCUGUGAUAUCUUUAUUUAUUAAAGCUUUAUAAUUC
Molecule: messenger RNA, 2877 nt
Organism: Lottia gigantea (owl limpet)
Lineage: Eukaryota; Metazoa; Mollusca; Gastropoda; Lottiidae
Exons: 15
Coding region: 143-2008 (621 amino acids)
Source: RefSeq, a predicted model, not a curated record